Pyrenophora tritici-repentis Pt-1C-BFP is the source of this 498-nucleotide messenger RNA. The record is from RefSeq and is a predicted model, not a curated record. Lineage: Eukaryota; Fungi; Ascomycota; Dothideomycetes; Pleosporales; Pleosporaceae.
AUGCGUGAGAUUCCAAUGCGGGCUCCGGCGCAGCUGAAUGGCCGAGCCUGGGCGAAGAAUAGGGUCAAAAGCUUAGACAAGGUUUCGAUGCUCGUUGCUUUUGGGACAUGGGGCCUGAUGUCCGCAGGCCAGCAGGCUAGCAAGCCAGCAAGGAGAGAUUGGCGUAGAGUCAGCGCUGCAACGCUAUAUGCGUAUGCACUCUCGGCGCAAAGCCAAAUGCGCCACACUUUUGCGAGUUCGGACUUUGACGGAAGACGGGCACUCGGACUAGCAGCGCUGGACAGAUGGCAGACCGAGCUUGGUGUUGGUAAGCGGUACCAGUGGCAGUCUCCGAGGCAGAGUAAAUGCAUGCCAUGGCGCCGGCGGACAGAGGCGGUGCAUGGCGACAACGCAGGCGGCGCAGAGAUUGCACAACCGGGUGGCAGAAAGGGCCGGCUUGGUACUUUUGCCCUCUGGGCAGAUGAGGGCUGCCAGCGGCUGGUCGAUGGCAGCAGUUGA